CGAAAACGUGACGGAGGACGGCCACUUCCGGUACUUAGCUUCGUCCAAUGAUUGAGAGCUGUAGCGGCCGAACUACAUCUCCCAUCAUACAUUGGUGUGCGCAGAUGUCACGUGGACUAAAGGAUUGUGGUGACAUUGUCGGCAGUCGAUCUUCAAAAACCUUUAAGCCAAAAAAGAGUAUUCCGGAGGGCUCCCAUCAGUACGAGUUACUAAAACAUGCAGAAGCCACUCUGGGUAGUGGAAAUCUGCGCAUGGCUGUCAUGCUGCCAGAGGGAGAAGAUCUCAAUGAGUGGGUGGCUGUGAACACUGUGGAUUUUUUCAACCAGAUCAAUAUGUUAUAUGGAACCAUAACAGAUUUCUGUACAGAGGAAAGUUGCCCAGUUAUGUCUGCUGGUCCAAAGUAUGAAUACCACUGGGCAGAUGGAACAAAUAUAAAGAAGCCUAUAAAAUGCUCUGCUCCUAAAUAUAUUGAUUAUCUAAUGACUUGGGUACAAGACCAGCUUGAUGAUGAAACACUUUUCCCCUCAAAAAUAGGUGUUCCCUUUCCGAAGAACUUUAUGUCUGUUGCCAAAAUUAUAUUAAAGCGACUUUUUCGAGUCUAUGCCCAUAUCUAUCACCAGCACUUUGACUCAGUGAUCCAGUUGCAGGAAGAGGCACAUCUUAACACGUCAUUCAAGCACUUUAUAUUUUUUGUUCAGGAGUUCAACUUAAUUGACAGAAGAGAACAAGCUCCUCUACAGGAAUUAAUUGAAAAACUGACAUCCAAGGACAGAUAAGAUCCAAGCCUCAAGUGCACAGAUGCCUUUCAUUCAGCAAGCUUUGUUUUAUCAUUUCUGUUCCAUUUAUAACAGCCAAAACCUAUUUGACUUUAAUUUUUUUGCGUGUGUGCUUACAGAGGGAAUGUGAUGUAACUAUUUUCUUGCCUUCUAGUGAUUCCAGUUGAUUGUAUUUUACAUAAGCCGUUUCAGAGGAGAAGGAAUCUGUUGUACCCCUGUAAUACUUUGCACACCCUUUACUGCACUGAUGAGGUUGUUAUGUAUAAUGUGCCUAAUUUAACUACGCCUCAAUUUCUACUCAACCACUAAAGAUAAUGUACAUUAUUACAUGAAUGCUUGCUGAUUUCUGAGCUAGUGUAGUAAGCGGCCAAAUGGAACACAAGAACUGAUGUGUAGGAUGUAUGGCCGUGCCCAUAUAAAUCAGUGUAAACCAGACACUGUACACAUUUUCAUGUUCUGUAUGUGUCCAAAAUAGACUCUUUUAAACAGGAAAAAAGUGAUUUUUCCUAUUGCGUUUUUGAUUCACAGUCACUGGAACUAAUGUAUGUAUAUUUCCGACACAAGGCAGCAUUUUCACAUCGAUCUCGAUGCUUGCACAGGUUUCAAUAAUGUAUGCCUUAAGCUAACGCUGAUCCUACAGCUAACAAGGAAGAGUUGAAUCCUGCAUUUUUUGUGGUUUGGCAUGGUCACAAGAAGCAGGUAACCAGUAAUAGGAAUGUAAUUAUAACUUUAUAAAAGUGGACAUACAGCAAAUACUUUAAUUUGUAUAGCAAUAUUUGGAAAAGCUUAGGCUUAUGAAUGUGGAUUAAAAAUAGUUGAGAAACAGUUGACCAAGUGCCAGGAAAUGAAGUCUAUGGCAACAUGUCAAAGAAACCAAUAGGUUAGGCCAAUAGGUGGACUUAACUAUCAAGGGCUUCUGUACAUGUCUGAACACUACUUUGGUGAACUUACACAGACUUAUAGGGGUCAUCUACUGUAAAGCAUACUAGGAUGGAGGAUAGACACUUAUUGGCUGUGCAUCAUCAUUAUCUAAAACAAAAUAAAAAUGAAUUCUUCAGAAUCUAUAGUGUCAAUGGUCUCUCCAAGAUACUAAGACUCAAGCCGAAAUGUGAGCAGUUGUUUCCAAUGAGCAUAUCACUAGAAAGCCUAGAGUAUCAAUAAAGCUAAAGUCAAAGAGCUUUAGCAGUUUAAUAGUUAAAGACCACUUGUGUGAAUAGCUAUUAUCACAUGUCAACCAUCGCUGCUGAUCGAUAUCCUUAAAGGGGUAUUCCAGGCAAAAACAUUUAUAUAUAUCUAUAUAUAUAUAUAUAUAU
Molecule: messenger RNA, 2089 nt
Organism: Hyla sarda
Lineage: Eukaryota; Metazoa; Chordata; Amphibia; Anura; Hylidae
Gene: MOB1B
Product: MOB kinase activator 1B
Exons: 6
Coding region: 48-776 (242 amino acids)
Biological process (GO): positive regulation of protein phosphorylation; hippo signaling
Cellular component (GO): nucleus; cytoplasm
Molecular function (GO): protein kinase activator activity
Source: RefSeq, a predicted model, not a curated record